AUGAAAAACCAUUGUUUAAAUACAAUGUAAAUUCAUUUAUCAACCUUUUAAAUGAUAAAACAGAUGUCAAAGAAUACAUUUUAGCGUUUUACAACUUUUUGGAAUAUGGAUGUAUUGAUCAAAAGUCAUCUGAAACAAGUUUGAAGACCUGUGAAAGAUCGGCUGGCAUCAUGGGCGAGUGGUCCAUCUUAUCAGAGCUGUUGGACAAGGUCGAAUCACAUUCGACUAUAUUUGGCAAGGUCUGGAUGAGCGUUUUGUUCCUCUUCAGAAUCUUCAUUCUAGCAGCUGGAGUAGACAGAAUAUGGGGAGAUGAACAAGCAAAUAUGGACUGUAACACCCAGAGCCCCGGCUGCAAGAAUGCUUGCUAUGAUAAGUCCUUCCCCAUAUCUCACACACGUUUCUGGGUGCUCCAAAUCCUAACCGUCUCAACACCUACAUUCAUCUAUCUGGGUCACGUCCUGCUUGUUAUUCGCAAAGAGAAUAAGAUCAGGCGACACAAUCUUGACCCCAACAGGAAAAUCAAAUCUCCCAAAUAUUCUGAUGAAAAUGGCAAGGUGCAGCUUAAAGGCUUCCUGUUGGUCAGCUACAUGAUGCAGCUUCUGUUCAAGAUCUUGCUGGAGGUGGGCUUCAUCGUGGGCCAGUACUUCAUCUACGGUUCCAUUCUCAUACCUGAUAAGAUUACGUUCCAAGGCGGAAGUUGUCGGACUGACACAAACUGCUUCAUUAGCCGUCCAACUGAAAAAAAUGUGUUUAUCAUUUUUAUGUUGGUGAUGGCUGUCCUCUCUGUACUGCUCAACAUUGCUGAAAUGAUUCAUUUGAUGAUAUUGAAGAUCAAGCAAAGAUGAAAGCAUUGGCUCAUUUCUUUGACAAUAAAUUUGCCCAAUGUUUAAAAAUCCAAACAAAUAAGCCGGCUCCCAUUGAGGUCCCACACUAUAACGUGAAAGAUUGAAAUUUUACCUGAUAAUGUAUGACGCACUAUUUUGAGAUGAUAAUGAGAUGCCCGAUGCAGGUCACAACACAAAUACAGCCCUGCACUUUUAUUAUUCCUGUGCUCUAGUUUAUACAAUGUUAUUUUUGUGUGUGACAUUUUUCUAAAUUCUUGAGCUGUCAUGGAAGUGAAAAAUUGUUGCCUGCUAGUCUUGAGCAAAACUAUGUUGUUGCCAUGUUAUGUAUUGUAUGACAACCACUUGUUUUUUUUUAUACUUUCUGUACAUCUGCAAAUGAACCGCAAAUAAACUAAAGUACAAUA
Molecule: messenger RNA, 1249 nt
Organism: Syngnathus acus (greater pipefish)
Lineage: Eukaryota; Metazoa; Chordata; Actinopteri; Syngnathiformes; Syngnathidae
Product: gap junction Cx32.2 protein-like
Exons: 2
Coding region: 171-845 (224 amino acids)
Biological process (GO): cell communication
Cellular component (GO): connexin complex
Source: RefSeq, a predicted model, not a curated record